Clunio marinus is the source of this 333-nucleotide messenger RNA. Lineage: Eukaryota; Metazoa; Arthropoda; Insecta; Diptera; Chironomidae. The record is from the annotation of a GenBank genome assembly.
AUGAAAAACGAGUUUCGAUAUAAUGUGAUAGCUGAGAGUGCCACCUCUGGUGUCUUUGUUCAGAAUCAUCUCAAAAAUACUUCCAACAUAAUAAAUCGCAAAUUACACUUCACGUACAACAUAAAGAGGCGCACAAACAGCACCGAACUCACUCAACAUAAAAAGGUUAGUGCACGAAUAAGAAUGUUACAAAACGUCAUUGUGAUGCAACUAUUGAAUGAAUCCCACUUAUCACAUUGCUUAGUUUUGUUAUCUGAAGAUGUCACGCAAUAUUUCAGAAUUAAAGCUUCACUAUUUAAAUUGUUGCAUGCAGCACUUGCCAAAUGCACCUAA